AUUACUUAUAUACUAAACAUUACGAUUAAGCUUGCUGUUAAACGAACUAAGUCUACGUCCUGGGUUCAACGAUUCCGAUCAAAUGGUGGUCAAGACAUGUAUAGAGGCCCUAGAUACGAUUGAAUCCUUAAAACCAUCCAUCGAAGCGGUUCAUGAAAGCUAUAAAUUAUUCCAUUCAACGAAGCAACCUGACCCUGAUUCUCACAAGGUCCCAGAAUACAAUGUUACAUAUUACACCGAGCCAACCCCAAUGGAAUGGGAGUAUACACCUGUACCUAGAAAAUUCUCAUCUCAACAGCAAUUCACUGAUACCCAUAGAUUAAAUAAGAAGCAAGAGCAGCAAUUACCUCCCCCACCAUUGCCACCUAAAAUUAAAUUAAAUCAUGACAUACCACCACCUCUGCCACCCAAAAUUCGAGAAUAUUCAAAUCAAGAGCCUCACUUGGAUACUCAAACAUUUUUCGAGCCAACUAUGUUACGUAAUAUUCACGUUCCCGUAUGUAUCAAAGAAAACUUUUUGAAUGUUGCAAGGUAUAAUACCAGUCUAAAUAUCGAGACUUGCGGUAUACUUAGUGGAAAAUUGCAAAAUAAUGAGUUGUUUGUGACAUCUUUGUUAAUACCGAAUCAAGAGGGCACGAGUGAUACAUGCAUUACAAGAAAUGAAGAAGCGAUUUUUGAGUACCAAGACAAUCAUGGAUUACUGACACUAGGCUGGAUCCAUACGCAUCCAUCCCAAACAUGCUUUUUAAGUUCGGUAGAUUUACAUACUCAUUGUUCUUAUCAGCUCAUGUUACCAGAGGCUAUUGCCAUUGUCUGUGCGCCAAAGCAAACCCCUGAUUUUGGUAUAUUCCGUUUAACAAGUCCGGAUGGUUUACAAGAGAUCACCAAUUGCAGAAUCCAGGAAUCCUUUCAUCCACAUUCAGAUAGUUCGAUACUUUACCAAGACAACAGUGGGCAUAUCAGGUUGGAUUCACAUUGCACAUUGGAUAUCAUUGAUCUCCGCUGAUUUAAAAUUUUAUAAACAUUCACACUGCGUGAUACACAAAAAACCCAAAAAGAGAAUAUUUUUAUUGUGUGAAUGCUUUUUUUUUAAAAAAAAAUAU
Messenger RNA from Mucor mucedo, 1103 nucleotides. RefSeq lists its product as uncharacterized. The record is from RefSeq and is a predicted model, not a curated record. Gene Ontology annotation, cellular component: membrane; endosome. The transcript has 9 exons. NCBI's taxonomy places the organism in Eukaryota, Fungi, Mucoromycota, Mucoromycetes, Mucorales, Mucoraceae. Gene Ontology annotation, molecular function: K63-linked deubiquitinase activity; protein binding; metal-dependent deubiquitinase activity. The coding region runs from base 83 to 1006 and encodes 307 amino acids. Gene Ontology annotation, biological process: protein K63-linked deubiquitination.